This is a messenger RNA of Lotus japonicus, 4441 nucleotides long. RefSeq lists its product as uncharacterized. Gene Ontology annotation, molecular function: DNA helicase activity. The record is from RefSeq and is a predicted model, not a curated record. The transcript has 9 exons. Gene Ontology annotation, biological process: telomere maintenance; DNA repair. Bases 22 to 4353 code for a protein of 1443 amino acids. Lineage: Eukaryota; Viridiplantae; Streptophyta; Magnoliopsida; Fabales; Fabaceae.
GAAGAGGAUCUUGGGCAUGAUAUGGCGCUAUCUAGCACAGAUGAUGAUUCAAGUUCUUAUGAAGAAUAUGUUAUUGAAGAUGAUCUUGGGCGAGAUAUUGGGACAUCUAAUACAAGAUAUGCUGAUAUUGGAAAUCCUGACUUUGAAUGUCGGCAUUGUGGAGCAUAUAUGUGGUACCAAGAAAGAACUCAAAAAGACAAAAAGACAAAGAACCCCAAAUUUAAAAAGUGUUGUGGUGAUGGGAAGAUUCAACUUCCACUUUUGAAAAGCCCCCCAAAUGUGUUGAAGCAUCUUAUGUUUGAUUGUGAUUCCCCUGAUAGCAAGAAUUUUCAACAGCAUAUACGUGCAUAUAACAUGAUGUUUGCUUUCACAUCACCUGGAGCAAAACUAGAUACGUCAAUAAAUGAUGGCAAAGGGCCGCCUACCAUUAGAAUACAAGGACAAACAUGUCAUCUGAUUGGUAGCCUAUUGCCUAAGCCUGGUGAUUCUCCAAAAUUUGCACAACUUUAUAUAUAUGACACUGAGAAUGAGGUGCAAAAUAGACUAUCUACAUUCAGGAAUCAGGAUCAUCUCAAGCCAGAAAUUAUGAGGAGGUUGUCUGCUAUGCUUGAUCACGAUAAUGCAUAUGCAAAAUCAUUUAGAAUGGCAAAGGAGAGAUUUAAAGCUUCACAUAUACAUGACUGCAAGUUAAAACUCAUUUCUGAUAGAGCUACCGAUGGAAGAAUAUAUAACUUACCGUCUGUUUCUGAAGUUGCUGCUCUUAUUGUUGGUGAUGUUGACGUGGGGUCAAACAGAGACAUAAUACUUGAAUGGCAAAGUGGAAAAUUGAAAAGAAUAAAUGAGUUAUAUCCGGGCUAUUUAGGUUUGCAAUAUCCACUUUUAUUUCCUUAUGGUGAAGAUGGAUAUAGGCAUGACGUGCUACAUAGAAAUAGACCUGGCUCUAAAAAAUCCAAACGAAACAAAGUUACUAUUAGAGAGUGGAUAUCUUUCAGACUUCAAAUGCGUAGAGAUGAAGGGCAAACUUUGUUGAGAGCCAGGAGACUGUUUCAACAGUUUAUAGUCGAUGCAUACACUAUGAUGGAGUCUGAUCGGUUGUCUUAUAUUAGGAAUCAUCAAAAAGAGUUGAGAGUUGAUAAAUAUAGCAGUUUGCAAACUUCUCAAGUUGAUCAUACUCAAAAUCAGGGAUCAAAUAGAGGGAAAAGAAUCAUAUUGCCCUCAACAUUUGUAGGAGGUCGUAGGUUCAUGGAUCAGUUGUAUUUUGAUGGCAUGGCAAUCUGUAGUGUCGUUGGCUUUCCUGAUUUGUUCCUUACAUUCACAUGCAAUCCAAAUUGGCCAGAAAUUAAAAGGUUGCUUAAACCAAUGAAGUUAACAGCACAAGAUCGUCCUGAUAUUGUCUCUAGAGUUUUCAAGAUUAAAUUUGAAGAACUAAUGACAGAUUUAAAGAAGGGAAAAAUAUUUGGUCGUGUGCUUGCAUAUAUAUAUACAAUUGAGUUUCAAAAGAGAGGGUUGCCACAUGCGCACAUUCUGGUUUUCUUGCAUCCAGAUAACAAGUAUCCAAAUCCAGAGGAUAUUGACAAAAUUAUUUCAGCUGAAAUAACUAACCAAGAACAUGAGAGAGAGUUAUAUCAAAUAGUCAGUUCUCAUAUGAUACAUGGUCCUUGUGGUUCAGCUAAUAAAUCAUCACCAUGCAUGAAAAAUGGGAAAUGUUCCAAGUACUUUCCUAAGCAAUAUCAGAGUGGUACUAUUGUUGACAAGGAUGGUUAUCCAAUAUACAGGAGAAGAAAUAAUAGCAACACCGUUGAAAAAGGAGGUAUCAUUCUUGACAACCGUUAUGUUGUUCCCUAUAAUCCAACACUCUUAUUGAAGUAUCAGACACAUAUGAAUGUUGAAUGGUGUAAUCAAAGUACUUCUAUAAAGUACUUAUUCAAAUACAUCAACAAAGGGUAUGAUCGAAUCACUGCAGCUAUUGUCCCUACUAAAGAUCAAAAUGGAAAUCAAGUUGAUGUAAUUGAUGAAAUUAAACAAUAUCUUGAUUGUCGAUAUAUCUCAUCAUGUGAGGCAUGUUGGAGAGUUUUGGCAUUUCCAAUACAUGGUAGAUCCCCUGCGGUUGAAAGAUGUUAUUUUCAUCUUCCCGGUGAACAUUGUGUGUAUUUUAAUGAUGAUGAUGAUAUUGGUUCCGUACUCUCUAAAGCAACUGUUAAAGAAUCAAUGUUUACAUCAUGGUUGAAUGCAAAUAAGAUCUAUCAUGAAGGUAGAAAUUUGACUUAUGCACAGUUUGUGUCAAAGUUUGUUUACAAGGCAAAAAAAAGAUGUUGGCAACUUAGGAAGCGGGGUUACACUGUUGGACGACUUAAUUGGGUUCCUCCAAUUUCUGGUGAACUUUUUUACUUGAGAAUGAUGUUAGCUGUUGUUAAGGGACCAUGUAGCUAUGAAGACAUCAGAACUGUGGGCGAUAUUCUACAUCCUACCUUUCGCGAGGCAUGCUUUGCAAUGGGAUUCUUGGAAGAUGAUAGAGAGUAUAUUGCAGCUAUUAAGGAAGCGAAAGAUUGGGGACCAGGUCACUAUUUAAGAAAGUUAUUUUUAAGAUUGCUAAUCUCCAACAGCAUUACGAGACCUGAGAAAGUGUGGCAGCAAACAUGGCAAUGGCUAUCAGAAGAUGUUCUUUAUCAACAAAGAAAGCUAUCAAAUAUCCAAGACUUGCAGCUUAGUGAUAAUGAAUUGCAAAAUAUAACUCUUAUGCUGAUUGAAGAGUUACUGCAAUCAAAUAGAAGAAGUCUGAAGGAUUUCCCAUCAAUGCCUUAUCCACAAGGAUAUGUCACAAAUCGUUUGGGAAACAAGCUCAUAUAUGCUGAACGUGAUUAUGAUACAACUAAAUUGAAUGAGGAGUUCCAGAAUUACUUCAAGUCUCUCACAGAUGAGCAAAGGACUAUAUUUGACACAAUCAUGAAAGCAGUUUCUGACGAGCAGGGUGGGAUGUAUUUCUUAUAUGGUCAUGGUGGUACCGGAAAAACAUUUAUGUGGAAGACACUAGCUUCAGCUUUACGUGCAAAAGGAGAUAUUGUUUUGACUGUAGCAUCCAGUAGGAUAGCAUCUUUAUUGAUGCCAGGAGGAAGAACAGCACACUCUAAAUUUGCUAUCCCAGUGCCUACAUCAGAGAACUCAACUUGCAAUAUUCACCAAGGAAGUGAAUUGGCAGGAUUACUGAAAGUGGCUAAGCUAAUUAUAUGGGAUGAGGCUCCAAUGUCACACAAGUUUUGCUUUGAAGCAUUAGAUAAAAGUCUUAGAGAUAUCAUGAAUUGCUCUAAUAAUGUAAAUGCUCCUUUUGCAGGAAAAGUGAUUGUCUUUGGGGGUGACUUCAGACAAAUUCUUCCAGUUAUACCAAAAGGUAGUCGUUCUGAUAUUGUCAAUGCAACAAUUAAUGCUUCAUAUCUUUGGGACUAUUGCCAUGUAUUGAAACUCACAAAGAAUAUGCGUUUACAAAAUGAUCCAAAUAAUUUGAAUGCAAAUGAACUUCAACAAUUUUCACAAUGGUUAUUAGAUGUUGGUGAUGGAAAACUUGGUGAGCCAAAUGAUGGUUAUGCAACUAUAGAGAUUCCUGAAUCAUUCCUCAUUGUUAAUUUUGAUGAUCCUAUAUGUGCUAUAGUGCAAAGCACUUAUCCAUAUUUGGCAAGAAAUUACUUGAAAGAAGAAUAUUUAAAUUCUAGAGCUAUUCUUGCAUCAACAAUUGAGGUUGUGGACAAGCUUAAUGAUUAUGUUCUAUCAUUAAUACCAGGUAAUGAAAGAGAAUAUUUGAGCUCUAAUUCAAUUGACAAAUCAGAAGCACUUCAAAAUCCAAUACUUCAGACUCUUACACCUGAGUUUCUGAAUUCACUUAGAACUUCUGGUCUCCCUAAUCACAAGAUCAAAUUGAAAAUUGGUACACCAAUCAUGUUGAUGAGAAAUUUAGACCAAUGUGAAGGAUUAUGCAAUGGCACAAGAAUGAUUGUUACACACCUUUCAGAUCAUGUUAUUGGAGCUAAGGAAAUCUCUGGAAAGAACAAGGGAGUUGUGACUUACAUUACUAGAAUGUGCAUGUCCCCAUCUCAAUCACCAUGGCCUUUUAAACUUGUAAGGAGACAAUUCCCCAUUAUUGUCUCAUAUGCUAUGACUAUCAACAAGUCACAGGGUCAAUCACUAGCUAAUGUUGGAGUGUAUUUGCCUAAGCCAGUGUUUAGUCAUGGUCAAUUGUAUGUGGCCUUUUCUAGAGUUCAAAGUAAACAAGGUUUGAAGAUCUUAAUACAUGAUAGUGAAGGAAAACCCUUAAACACAACUACUAAUGUUGUGUUCAAGGAGGUCUUUCAAAAUUUACAGUAGGUUUUUGAUAUAUAUCAUAAUAAAACUUCAUUCCGGGUUUAGGUGCACUUACAUGAUUACAUGACGCGGAAGAAGUAUUUUGUCCUCA